ACUGUAUGCGUCGAAAGCCACAUCGCUGAUCUGUUGAUUGUACUUUUUACAGCGGGACGUUCAUAGCAGCAGCAGUAGUUGUGGUUUCAAUUCAUGGUCGGCUUCGCUUCAUAUUGUUUUACACGUACAGACAUUGUCAAAGUUAAUGUUUUUGUUUUGUAACGCAAAGAAGCUGAAGUGAGCGUUUUUUUUUUCAGAGAGUUCUCUGAUUUCCCAGCUUUAUCACAGGACCCGAACACGUGAAGAAGAGAGAGGAGCUUAGUAGUUAGCUGGUUAGCGAAUGUGUUAAGAUGCAAUUGGCUCUCAGUAAAACGUUUGGCCAGAAGCCAGUUAAAUUCCAGUUAGAACAAGAUGGGGACUUUUACAUGGUUGGGUCAGAGGUGGGAAAUUAUCUGCGUAUGUUCAGAGGCUCUCUGUAUAAAAGAUAUCCAUCUUUAUGGAGGAGGCUGGCCUCAGUGGAGGAGAGGAAGAAAAUCGUAGCAUCAUCACAUGCCACUAGUGUUACUCUGCUGAAGGCCUCAGAAUGUGAAGAAAUCUUCGAGGGUAAUGAUGAGAAAUACAAGGCGGUGUCCAUCAGCACAGAGCCCCCAGCUUACCUCAGAGAGCAGAAAGCAAAGCGAAGCAGUCAGUGGGUCCCCACGCUGCCCAACAGCUCUCAUCAUCUUGAUGCCGUGCCUUGCUCCACUACCAUCAACCGCAACCGAAUGGGGCGUGACAAGAAGAGGACCUUCCCCCUGUGCUUUGAUGACCACGAUCCUGCAGUGAUCCAUGAGAACGCAGCCCAGGUCGAGGCGCUGGUCCCCAUUCGUCUAGAUAUGGAGAUUGAUGGACAGAAACUGCGAGACGCCUUCACUUGGAACAUGAACGAGAAACUGAUGACCCCGGAGAUGUUUGCUGAGAUUUUAUGUGAUGACCUGGAUCUGAACCCUCUGGCCUUUGUUCCCGCCAUUGCCUCAGCCAUUCGCCAGCAGAUAGAAUCCUACCCCACCGACAGCAUACUAGAAGAGCAGGCAGACCAGAGAGUCAUCAUCAAGCUGAACAUCCACGUUGGAAACAUCUCUCUGGUGGACCAGUUUGAGUGGGACAUGUCAGAGAGAGAGAACUCACCAGAGUCGUUUGCACUGAAGUUGUGCUCUGAGCUUGGUCUUGGAGGAGAGUUUGUCACCACCAUCGCCUACAGCAUUCGCGGUCAGCUCAGCUGGCAUCAGAGGACCUAUGCUUUCAGUGAGAACCCACUCCCCACAGUAGAGAUUGCCAUCCGCAACACAGGCGAUGCAGAUCAGUGGUGCCCCCUGCUGGAGACCCUCACAGAUGCUGAGAUGGAGAAGAAGAUCCGAGACCAAGACAGGAACACAAGGCGCAUGAGACGACUGGCCAACACGGCUCCAUCCUGGUAGAAAGCGACACGAAGCUACAUCAGAUGAUGUGUCCUCUGGAGUUCCACACACAGGUCAUCAGUAAAGCAUUGAUGAAGCAUCUGGACAUUGAUGGAAGCAUGAAUGAACUCGCAUACACGUGGUCAGUCUCCAUGGACACCCCACCGACUGGACACAACACACACACAUCCAGGCAUUCCUCAGCACACAGGUCAUCAUGUUUCACUCUGGCUGUAGCACAUCGCUCGUGGAAACAGCUCAGAUCAAAGCAGCAUUAAUGUUACAUUGAAGGUUUUUUUUUUUUUUAUGUCUGCUACGCAAGUUACUGCUACACACCACACCAUGCAUUCACACCACAUGUGUCAAAGCCACAGUACAGAACAAUGACUGAGUUUACUGUAACUAUAUGACUGGUUAGUGAAAUGACAUCAUCUGGACAGCACUGUAAGGACAACUCUCACAUCUGUUGAAUUCUUCAGACCUUUAUCACAGAGGUCGACCUUAAGCUAUCCAUGUGUCUAUGAGCACAUUAAUGUAAAUCCUGGCCUCAUCAACUUCUGUAGGUGUUUUUCACAGCAGACAUUUGAACACCUUGGAAAGGAAGGAGAGACAAUAACAAUGGCUCUGUGUCUCAGGACUGACUCACAGAACCACAUGCAAUGAAGUUAAAACUAAUAUUAACAUUUCAAAGGCCCCAUUCCCACUCGCCAUGCCAGGUGUCUUGUAUCUGGAUAAAAUCUUCAUUAAAUUUAAAACAUUUCAUUUACACUCGUCACACUUAUGUGUCUCUGUUGGCCAGUUACUAAUGUGUGAUUCAACUGCCUCUAUCACACGCACAGAGAACAACAGGCAGUGAGUGGACAUUUCCACAGACUGCUCACUGACAUAGUGACACUAUUGGAGUAAGCAAUAACAUGUAUACUUAUUGGUCACACAGAUGCAUUUACACCUGUUCAACAUCAGACUAGAAUGUGUCUCGGUCAGUCUCGGAUGCAUUUCCACCAGCAUGAAGUGGAUCUGUGUAAAGUGGGUGUGUGUCAGUUGUUGCUUAACUUAUUCCCCAAGAAAACAGUGAAAAGGUGUCAAAUGUGUUUUUCAUAUAUCACUGAAGACUACAUAUGUUUGAGUUUUUGACUGUUGGUCUGGCAAAACAAGACUCUUGAAGAUGUCACCAUGGGCUCUGAGAAGUUGUGAUGGGCCUUUGUUUCCACAUAUUUUGGUAUUUUAUCAACUGAACAGUUCAAGUCGGCAAAUCUUAGUGCAUGUUACACAAGAAAUACGGUAGCACAUAUUGCCCCUAUGAUUGGAGUUUGGAUAACUCUGACUUCGGUGGCUGAUAUUGGAAGGACUGAAAAAGCUGAAAAGAAACUGGGAUGAUGUGAAUUGGCAAACAGUCUCACCAACAAAUCCUCAUGUGAAAGAUUCCAUAAUCAUAUAAAAUAUUUCACACAGGAGCUUCUGUUAAUGUUGAUGAGAGACAAUAAAUUGUGUUGGCUUCUCCUUUAUACUGUGGGUGAUGUCAGGGUUUUCAUCUGACUGAAAUGACCAGUAUGCAUGUGUAAAAUCAAACCACAACAGUCCCUGAUAAUGUAACUGCUGUCCAGACAGGUCUUCAGACAGUGACAGUGGCUCGGAUAUGUAAAGAGUUUUCACAUUCUGGUCAGUUCUGUGCGCCAGUGUUCAUCUGCAUGCUGAAACAUAGGUAGUUCAUACUGUAGCCUGUGCAUGAGGGACUAACUAUUCCCACUGUUACUUCUGUUUGCGCUGUGCCUCACAUUACAUCAGUGUCAGCAGGCUGGAGCCUCUGUGUUACUGGGAGUGGAAAAACAAGCUGACAAGAACCAAUGGUGUCUUUUAAAGUGAUGAUUUUCAACUUGAACAUACUCCAGAAAAUGAUGUUAAUGUAUGUACUGUUGCUCCUUGUUCUCUUCUUUUGUAAAAUUGCUUUACCUUUAUAGUGGACUUGUUUUUAUAUGAAAAAUAACAAUAAAGAAAACCUGUUGAAAACA
This is a messenger RNA of Acanthopagrus latus (yellowfin seabream), 3385 nucleotides long. Its product is annotated as SWI/SNF-related matrix-associated actin-dependent regulator of chromatin subfamily B member 1-like. The record is from RefSeq and is a predicted model, not a curated record. Gene Ontology annotation, molecular function: transcription coregulator activity. Gene Ontology annotation, cellular component: nucleus; nuclear chromosome. Gene Ontology annotation, biological process: chromatin remodeling; regulation of transcription by RNA polymerase II. NCBI's taxonomy places the organism in Eukaryota, Metazoa, Chordata, Actinopteri, Spariformes, Sparidae. Bases 291 to 1397 code for a protein of 368 amino acids. The transcript has 9 exons.